AUGCACCCAGCAGAGAUCCGACAGCUUGUACUAGUGAGGAUGAGGAUGCUCUGCCUGAGCCGCUGGUCCUGUGCCAAGAUACUUCAAAGCCUUAUUAAGAACGUUGGGAUCACCAUGAAGCCCUACUAUACCCAAGUUUACCAGAUGUGGGUAGGAAUGGGGUUGGUGGGCUUCAUCGCUUAUAAAAUCAGGAGUGCUGAUAAAAGAAGUAAAGCCUUGGAAGCUUCCAGUCGUACACCUGCUCACGGUUAUCACUAACCAGCUUUCCUUGGAUGGGAUGUCUGUCUGACUGUGUUAUGCGACAUUGUGGUGACUUGUAGCAAUGCCACGGCCCUCAGGCAUGAACAAAUGUACCUGUAAGACUCCUCCUCAAAAAAUAAAAUAAAAGAGCAGAGGGGACCUGCGCCCUAGCAGAGAGGUUCACAUCCCAGAAGCUCUGUGAUCUCCAUCAUCCAAAAGGGGCAUGAACGAAGCAGAGGGUAUCCCAGAUGCACCAGCUAACAGGUGACUUUACAAACUAAAGAGGCUUCCCUCCCUCUCCCUGUCCCCUGAAGAACACAGAUGCAACCCCAGGGAGACUGAAAGAGGCACCCAAUUUGACUUGAGAUUAAGCUUUAGCCCUCCUGCUAGAAUGAGGGUCAGAAUAAAAACUAAGUUAUUGAGACAAAUGGAAAACCAACUCUUCUGACUCCCAUCCCAGGGCCCGUUCUGGGCCCUAGACAGCCUUCCUUUGGCCGAACCAUCUCCUGCCUGACCGAUGAACUCCUGAUUGAUGUUCCCUGACCCAGAGGAGACCUGGAUCCUGACUGGCUCUACAGUUGGGUGAGUGGUUCCUGAAGUGCAGGGAUCAGAGAGAGACAAGCCCCCAAGAGAAAGCAUCAGAGAGGCAGGAGGUGUGGGUGUUAAUGGUCUUUGUUACCUGGGGAGGGAAGCUGGUGUGACUGACCUGCAGUAGAUGGAAUGAUGCAUUCCAAGGUCAACACGAUUCGUGUGUCCAUAUGCCCUCCCUCUACCUCCUCUCACUCUACCAACACCCACACCCCCGUGCACAGCAGAUGAAAAUGCCAGAUGGAGAGUGGGUGCUGUC
Messenger RNA from Dama dama (fallow deer), 1087 nucleotides. Its product is annotated as ATP synthase subunit ATP5MJ, mitochondrial-like. The transcript has 2 exons. NCBI's taxonomy places the organism in Eukaryota, Metazoa, Chordata, Mammalia, Artiodactyla, Cervidae. Bases 1 to 258 code for a protein of 85 amino acids. Gene Ontology annotation, cellular component: mitochondrion. The record is from RefSeq and is a predicted model, not a curated record.